This is a messenger RNA of Penicillium angulare, 837 nucleotides long. RefSeq lists its product as uncharacterized. Lineage: Eukaryota; Fungi; Ascomycota; Eurotiomycetes; Eurotiales; Aspergillaceae. The transcript is spliced from 2 exons. The record is from RefSeq and is a predicted model, not a curated record. Bases 1 to 837 code for a protein of 278 amino acids.
AUGACAUUCCCACAGCCUGAUUCGGCGGAGAAGACUGUUCGGAAGGUUGACAUUGCUCAGGUCUCCCUGAAGUUGCUCCUGCAACUGGGCUUAGCCAAACUUAAGUACCAACAUGACCAGUUCCAUGGGCCGAGUUCAGACCUAAAGGAUGCCAAACAGAGUACUCCUGACAAUGAAAAGCCAUUCGAUUACUCCUCCGAAUUUCCAUUUAGCCGCUGCGGGCCACCCUUUACGUCGCCUACCAUGCAGGCUGCGACCUACUCCAAAAAGCUUCCACGAUCGGCCCGGAACAAACGUGCAGUCAAAUUUGAUUCCAAUGCGCUGCACUCCAUGUUGACAGCAAGCCGAAAGCUGGCUCGCUCAUACGACGAUUCAGGAUGCCUUGCAACGCCUCCUCGGGUCUCAUGGAGGAGCUCCCAUCAAUUGCCCGAAUCCUCGCCGGGUCUAAAUUGUCACAAGACACUUCAAAGACACCAGGCCCCUUUUAUGUCCGAUGCCUCAAUCCCGGGGAUGCCCUCUCCGGUGUAUCAAAACCCGUACGAUGAAAAGAAUUACCUCUUCCCGUCCUUGCAUAGCUUUCAGGUUGUUGGCUCCGUAGCGGGCUCGUCGCCCCCUCGGACUCCCCCUCCGAAGCACACAUGCCUCCCACCCCCAACCCCACCAAGUCAGCACGCUGCUAAAGCUACCUUGGGGACCCCGGGGGCAACAGUUCAAUUUUGCGGAUUUCGUGAAUGUGACACCCAGUCCUGCCCAGUCGGCCUGGGGAAGUUGAACUCCGGAAUAUUCCUCUCGCACUCCUCUGGCUACCGAGGAUGCUUGGGAACGCUUGAACUUUGA